UAUUUAUGACAGUUGCACCAUCCAGGCUUAAGUCCUCUUCUCGCUAAGACCGGGCGUAAAUCUUACGCCUAGUCAGUAGCAGGCGUAAAGUAAAAAUCUAGGAAAGUUUCUAUAGUAACCACUUGAUAACUCAGCAGUAAAGACAUGGCGCGCCUUAUACACAGACUUUACAAUGAGCGGGCUUUUAGACAGGAGAGAGUUAUUAGGGACAGAAGCAAUCCAUUGGACAUUUACAAUGAUGAGGAGCUGAUUCAGAGGUUUUGAUUUUGUCGGAGAGAUAUAUAUAAACUUGUUGAAGAGCUGUCACCCGACUUACAGUUUGUGUCGGAUCACAACGCAGCAUUGACACCCGCAUUACAGCUGUUAAUAGCGCUACGUUUUUAUGCAAAUGGUGCAUUUCAAAACACUGUUGGAGACAUGAUUAAUGUCCACAAAUCCACCGCAUGUCGGGACAUCCGCAGAGUGUCACUGGCACUGAGCCGUCGCCUUCCACGAUCUGCUCACCUCCCCACUGAGGCCGAGUCUGCGGUGAUGAAACACCGAUUCCUCCGGGCCUCUGGCAUUCCUGGUAUUGUGGGCUGCAUCGAUGGGACUCACAUCCGGAUCCAGGCACCAUCUGAGCAUGAGUAUCUGUAUGUCAACCGCAAGGGAUACCAUUCAAUCAAUGUGCAGAUUGCUUGUGACGGAUUUCGAGGCUGGAAGAGUAAAUGGGCUGCUUCUCGGUGACAGUGGAUACCCACUGAAACACUGGCUGAUGACUCCUGUAAUUGCUCCGAGGACUGAGCAAGAACGACGGUAUAACACCAUCCACACCACCACUAGGUCCCUCGUUGAGCGGUGCAUCGGAGUCCUCAAGUGCAGGUUUCAUUGUCUUCAUGGAGAGAUGUGGAUGCACCCUGAGCGAGUCUGCAUCGUAAUAGCAGCGUGCACUGUCCUCCACAACAUCUGUGUCACCAAGAGGAUCCCUCUCCCUAGGCAACACCAUCAGCCGGUGCCGGAGGAAGGUGCCGACCCUGUGGACCAUGCAGGGCAUGAAGAUGUCGGUGGACGACUAGUCCGUACACGUAUUAUUAAUGCUUUAUAAAUGUUGUAAACUAUUGCUUCACUUAAAAUAAUUCUGCCAUAAAAAAUAAGCCACAAAGAAAGUCCAGUAGGUUUAUAAUAAACUCUUUUUUAAUUUACA
Molecule: messenger RNA, 1183 nt
Organism: Micropterus dolomieu (smallmouth bass)
Lineage: Eukaryota; Metazoa; Chordata; Actinopteri; Centrarchiformes; Centrarchidae
Product: putative nuclease HARBI1
Exons: 2
Coding region: 587-1084 (165 amino acids)
Source: RefSeq, a predicted model, not a curated record